Messenger RNA from Linum tenue, 2094 nucleotides. The record is from the annotation of a GenBank genome assembly. Lineage: Eukaryota; Viridiplantae; Streptophyta; Magnoliopsida; Malpighiales; Linaceae.
AUGCCUAGCAAAUUACGCAAGGCAAUUGGGGCGGUGAAGGACCAAACAAGCAUCAGCUUUGCCAAAAUCUCCAGCACCAACGCUUCCAACCUCGAAGUCCUCAUCCUUAAAGCCACUCGCCACGAUGAUGUCCCCAUCGACGAGCGCUACGUCGCCGAGGUCCUCUCCCUGAUCUCCUCCAGCAAAGCCUACGCCGUCGCCUGCGCCCAUGUCAUCUCCAAGCGGAUCGGGCGCACCCGAAACUGGAUUGUUGCCUUGAAAUCCCUAAUGCUCGUCCUCCGCAUUUUCCAGGACGGUGAUCCUUACUUCCCGAGGGAAGUCCUCCAUGCCAUGAAGCGCGGGGCCCGAAUUCUGAAUCUCUCCAGUUUUCGCGAUGAUUCAAAUUCUAGCCCUUGGGAUUUCACCGCAUUUGUACGGACUUUCGCGUUGUACCUCGACGAGCGCCUCGAUUGCUUCAUAACCGGUAAAUUACAACGCCGGUUCACGCGCCGACGCGAUUGUGGAGGUGGAGCCACUGCUGGCCGGACGAUGUAUUUCAGCGACAACAUGAAGCCGCCGAUGCUCCUCGACCGAAUUUCCUACUGGCAGAAAUUGUUAGACCGCGCGAUGGCCACCCGGCCCACGGGGGCAGCAAAAUCGAACCGGUUGGUUUUGAUAUGCUUGUACGCCGUCGUUCAGGAGAGCUUCGAUUUGUAUAAGGACAUAUCUGAUGGGCUGGCACUCCUUCUCGAUAGCUUCUUCCACCUUCCGUACCAAUCCUGCGCCACCGCGUUUCAGGCGUGCGUGAAAGCGGCGAAGCAAUUCGAAGAGCUAUGUUCUUACUACGAUUUUUGCAAAUCGAUGGGUGUCGGGAGGACAUCGGAGUACCCUAGCGUUCAGAAGAUCUCUGAGGAGCUUAUCGAGACGCUGCAGGAGUUUCUGAAAGACCAGGCUUCAUUUCCUGCGGUAGCUGGUGGUGCCAGGUCUCCGCCGAGGCAGCCAGAGGGAGAGGAGGAGGCUGCAGUGGAGGGUAUUUCGUCUCGUGGUCGUCAAUUAUCGUCGCUUCAGGAACUCAUGGGACUAGCUGGGAUGGAGGAGCGAGAGGAAGAUGAAGAGCCUUCGAUGUCGUUGGAGAAUCAGGACAUGACCAGUACUGGUGAAGAUAAUAAUGAGUCCUCGAGCUCGUUAUCGUUUGAUCAAGGCACGACGACGAGCGCGAAAAGUAGUUAUGUAAUGGACCUGUUGUCAUUGGACGAUUGGGAUCUAGAGGAUUUGAAGUUGGAGAAUGAGAAGGCCUUAGAGAAUUCAAAUUCGGGAUGGGAGAUUGUCCUGGCAGAGAUCGCGACACAAUCGAGUACCGAAAUCCCUAGCGGUUUCUUCGAUUUGAACGAAGUUGGAAAUUCCAACUCGCCGUUUGGAUUGGAAUUGGGAACUCCAGCGAUUGCUGAAAAUCAUGUCCUUGAUCACAAUUACAACCCGUUUCUACAAGAUUUGGAGGUUAGUUUGCCUGAAAUUGAAAUAGAAUCGAAGCCUCUGCCGUCACUGACGGCAGGGGACGAGAAGGCAAUAGUUCUUAUGGAUGAUUUGUUCUCGUCGGGAACGUUUCAGGCCACACCUCCAACGUUUAGCGUUCGUGAAAAUCAUCAUUGUAAGAGUAACGAACUUAUAGAGUGGAAAAAUGAACCGGAAUUGGAGACAGUGACAAGGAUGACCGUGGAUGAAAAUGUGAUGGCUUUGGCAGAUGAUUUCUUCUCGACUGCGGCUUCAACGUUUCAGGCGAGGCCGACAUUUAGUGUUCAAAAUACUAAUAAUAAUCAGGAGAGUGGAAUGUCAAGUGGAUGGCCAAUUGAAACGGAACAGACGACGCCUGCAGGGGAUGAGAAUAAGGCAAUAGUUCUAUUUGAUGAUUUGUUCACUGCGGCACCAUCUUUUCAAGCAACACCGCCGACAUUCAGUGUAGAGAAUGGUGAGUGCAAUGGCUGCGAUGAUUUGUUUGGGCCGUGGCCAAUUGUGGCGAAAGGUGGUGAUGCGAUGGAGCGGGAGAAUUUGUUGAGGGAACAACAGAUGUGGUUGGCGAAUCAAAACAAGAUUAUAACGAAGAAUUUGUGUCAAUGA